Messenger RNA from Letharia columbiana, 1683 nucleotides. RefSeq lists its product as uncharacterized. Lineage: Eukaryota; Fungi; Ascomycota; Lecanoromycetes; Lecanorales; Parmeliaceae. The record is from RefSeq and is a predicted model, not a curated record. The transcript has 4 exons. The coding region runs from base 1 to 1683 and encodes 560 amino acids. Gene Ontology annotation, cellular component: Rpd3L complex; cytosol. Gene Ontology annotation, biological process: negative regulation of rDNA heterochromatin formation; negative regulation of silent mating-type cassette heterochromatin formation.
AUGGCGCAAACUAGGUUGACUCAAGAGACAAAAGAUACAAUACUGGGCAUGAAACUGACUAUUGCCCGGUAUCAAGACUCUUCCGACUCUGACGAUCCAUACCUCCAAGCUACGAAUCGUGGGAACAAACUCAAGCGUAAGGUGCAUCACAUGCAAGAUGCACAAUCAGGAAGAAACCCCGGGGCCAAGGCCUACAAGCGGACGAUUGAGCAUGCCGGCUACCGCAGAAAUAUACUUCGCCGAAACCCCAAGCGCUACGAUGAAGACGGAGAAGAGCUUGAGGAUGAGGACGAAGACGGGGAAGCUGAUGCGCGAGCUGCGGAAGACAACCCAUAUGCUGACAUUCAUCUCGAAAAUCUACUCUUACCUCUGACGUCUCCUGCGAGCCUGCUGAACCAUCCCUCGCUUUCCAUCCCAUAUCUUUCAUCUACAUUGACAGAUAUGGCGCAACAUGCUUGUGAAUUGGUGCAAAGAGAGAGGAAGACUUUGAACAACGCCAAGCAACUGUUGAAGAAGCUGCGAGGAGACCAAACGUGGAUACCUUGCGGUUCACUCUGUUCCAAAAGUGAUGAGGUAUUGUUCAGCACAGAGCACCUAUACAAUGGUACCGCGUCAAAUGGGAUCCCGCAGGGUCCGAGAAGAGUCCACACACAAGAAAGAAUGGUUAAUGGCAUCGGCAAUGGCGACCGGCAAUUGGGAACUCGAAGUGAAGCGAAGCCCGGAACGGAGCUCGCCAAUACCAACGAAUCGCACGAAGACACCACGGAGGAAGACAGCAUCGACGCAAUCGAGGCAGCGGCCUAUGGCGCCCUACACCCCAGCCCACCUAAUGAAGCACAAGAAGAGGAGGUCACAAAGCUGAACGUCCUACCGGACCUUGAGAUGACAGGUGCCAAUGGCAAGGUAUCCGAAGGUCAAGGAGCCAAGCCGGGGGACUCCGAAGAGUUGGAAAGGUGUUUUGAGGACGACAUUGUGGACAUAGUGGGUCCUGAAGCUUCGAUCACAGGCCCAGCCGAAUCAGAAGAUACGCUGGACACAGAUGUGGGAUCUGGCCGAAACUCAGGGCACAGUGGCAACAAUGACCACACCGUAACACGGGCCAGCCCACUUACAGACGGUCCUAUCCCUGCCGCAGCAGACAUUCCCACUAAUGGAGACACCGCCCUAGCCACAGAAAACACAGGAGACGAAGUCAUGGAGGAUGGUAUCGAUGCCGACGACGAAACGAAACCCUCCCCUCGCCGCAUGCGAACCCGCGCCCAAGCCCAAGCAGCCAACUCUCCGGCAACCACCACCCGCACCGCUUCUCCCUCCUCCUCCAUUCCCCCACCAAUCCACCCCCUCUUCAUAAUUCCCCCCUCCGCCAUCCCCUCCUGCGACAUCGGCCUCCCGCCCACCGAAGCCGAGGAAACGCGCCGCAUGCUAAUCCUUUACGUGCAAAAACAAGAAGAAGUGUGCCGCGGCGCUAAGAAACUGCAUCAGGGUUUGUUAAAAGCAGAUCGGCAGAGGAUGACGGUAUUUAAGUGGUGUAAGGCGGAGGGACAUGUGGGGGAGAUGAGCGACGGGGAAGAUUGGUAUGAUAAAGAGGAGUGGGGACUGGAGGAGGGACUGAGGAAGGGCCAUAAUGAUGAUGAGGAUGAGGGCGCGGUGCAGGGCAAGAAGACCAGGGGGAGGAGGGCGUAA